UUGGCGGUUAGCAGGCGACUCGGAGCGGGACACUUGAAAAUAAAAACAACCCACCACCGUAUGGUCUUGGCAGCUCCGGGAUGUCACCUAAAAGCUUUAUUGCGGGUAUAUAUAUCUCAUUCUCUCAAUAUGAGUGCAUCGGUUGACUUUUUUUCCACGAUAUAUGCUAGAUAGAGUGGGGCAGUGUCAGUGUUGUUGUCGGUAGCUACAAACUAACUAUCUCUGCUACGGGGCGUCGUUAGAGAGGAAAACAAAGGGCCAAAACAGGACAAAAUGCCUCCCAAGAAGCAACAGGUGAGGCCAAGAGCAGCCAACAUCUCCAGCUCCCUGGACCUGGAGUCGGAGGACAUCAGCCUGGAGACCACGGUGCCCACCACCGAGGACCUCUCCUCCUCCGACGAGCAACGAGACGGAUCGCAGAAGGUGACCCGCCAGCUGAUCGAGAGGAAGGAGCUGCUGCACUCCGUCCAGCUGCUGAAGAUAGAGCUUUCUCAGAAAAACCUCAUCAUAGACAACAUGAAGGCCGACCAUAUGUCCAAGGUUGAGGAGCUGGAAGAGAGGCUGAAUGAUGCUAUACAUCAGAAACAAAUGUUUGCCCUGAGACUUGACAGCCAGCUGAAACUCAAUCAAGAGGAGAACAGGAAGCAGCAGACUCUGCGUAAACAAGAGAUGGAGGCCAUCCUGCUCAGGCAGCAGCAGCUGGAGGAAACUAACCGGCAGCUGUGUGAGAAGUCUGGAGAGCUGCGGAGGUCUCUCAGGGAUCUGGACCUCCCCCAGGACAGGUACCAGGAGCUCCGUGACCUCCCUGACGACAAACUCUCCAUACAGGAAUACGUGGCUAUGCGUUUCUACGAGGUGGUGACUCCUCUGCGGGCCCAGCUGUCUGAGCUCAGUGUGAAGAGAGGAACUUUAACUGAAGACCUGGACACACACAGAACCCAGAUGAGGGCUUUGAUGGAGAGCUACGAGGAGGAGCGGCGGCUACGAACUGAGCUGGAGUUGAGGAGCCAGAGACUGACGCUGGAACUGGCCGACACCAAGCAGCAGAUUCAAGAAGGAGACUAUCGGCGAGAAAACUACCCUGCCAUCAAACGUGAGCGGGACAACUUUGAGGCAGAACUGAAAGAUUUCAAGAGAAGAUUUGAGACACUAGACCUGACUCACACUGCAGUGACCAGAGAAAGGAACACACUCAGCAAAGAGGUGGCGACAUUGCAGCAGUCAGUGAGUCUCCUGCAGAAGGAUAAGGAUUACCUGCACAGGCAGAACAUGGAGCUCAGUGUGCGCUGUGCACAUGAAGAAGACCGCCUGGAGAGGCUGCAGGUACAAUUGGAAGACACUAAGAAGGCGAGGGAAGACGCCUAUGAAAAAUAUGUAGCAUCCAGAGACCACUAUAAGUCAGAGUACGAGACCAAGUUGAGAGAGGAGUUGGAGAACAUCCGACUGAAAACCAGUCAGGAGAUAGACAACCUGCAGAGAACCUCCAGAGAGAUGUAUGAGAGGGAGAACAGAAACCUGCGUGAGGCCAGAGACAAUGCGGUGCUGGAGAAGGACAGAGCUGUUGUUGCUGAGAGAGACGCUCAGUCCAGAUACGACCAGCUGCUGGAACAAUUUCGUCAGCUCCAGCUGGGCACCGACAGCCGGGUUUCAGACCUGUCCAACCAGGCCAAGCUGCACUCCUUCGAAGCCGAGCGCGCUCAGAUGGUCAAAGAAGAGACGGCUAAGACCUUGGCCCAGUGCCAGGUGGAGUGUGAGAAACAGCAGAGGAAACUGGAGCUCCUGACCCAGGAGUUUUACCAGCUUCAGUCGUCAUCAGAGAAGCGAUUGGCGGAGCUGCAUGCCCACAAUGCCGAGCAGGCGUCUCGGCUGGAGACGUAUGAGAAGCUCGAGCAAGAGUUGGACCAGGUCACCAUGCAGGCUGCUGAAAUUGAGAAUGAGGAGGAGGCAGAGAGAGUCCUGUUCUCAUACGGCUACGGAGCAAAUGUUCCCACAACGGCCAAAAGAAGACUGAAACAGAGCGUUCACCUGGCCCGCAGGGUGCUGCAGCUCGAGAGGCUGAACACGUCACUGAGGAGGGAGCUGGAGAGGCACCAGUCACAGGCAGGACAGAUAUCUGACGAGUUGUUGGCAGCCAACCAGCUGUUGCAACAGACGCAGCAGCCCUAUAGCUACCUGAUAGAGACGGUGAGACAAAGAGACACGCAGAUCAACACACUGAAGGAGCGUCUUUCCUCGCUCCAGGACGAAGUCAGUUCUCUGAGGAAAGAACGGACUGCACUACAACAGGUGAAAAACAACAUGGCAGCCGAUCUGGAGAGACUCCUCAACCAUCGAGAGGAGUUAGCUGUGAUGAAGCAGGUCCUGAUCAGCAUGCGGUCCGGACAGGGAGAAGCUGUAACCCUAUUGGAAUCAGAUAAAGCUGCAGGGAAACACCAGUCCAAACGUAUCAACAGGACCACAGAAGAAGAGUCGCCAAACAAACCCAAACCCACUGUGUUUACAAAUAAAGAAGCUCCUAAUUGGCACCAAAAGAUGAAGCAGAAACCCAAAUGAAAAUAUUUAUUUUUAUGUUACGACUUGUUUUAUUAAUUUAUCAAGAAUUUUCCAAUGUAAAACACUUUUGAUAUACAAAAGCAGAAACUGUU
This is a messenger RNA of Trematomus bernacchii (emerald rockcod), 2645 nucleotides long. RefSeq names its product progesterone immunomodulatory binding factor 1 (gene pibf1). Gene Ontology annotation, cellular component: centriolar satellite. Lineage: Eukaryota; Metazoa; Chordata; Actinopteri; Perciformes; Nototheniidae. The transcript is spliced from 18 exons. Bases 274 to 2553 code for a protein of 759 amino acids. Gene Ontology annotation, biological process: cilium assembly. The record is from RefSeq and is a predicted model, not a curated record.